GAGAACGAUUUGAGGACAGAGGCGGACGACUUAUACAAAAUCCGUUUGAGACCCGUUCAGGAUCCGAUAACGCACGCGUGGCGGUGCGGCAAGGCGGUCGUGAACGCGGGCGGUGCCUUCAAUCAGCGAUUUGUUACGAAAGCAGAAUACGACGAGAGUGGACCGAAUAUUUGCAGGCAGAAAUAUUUUAAAUUUUGUUGA
Molecule: messenger RNA, 201 nt
Organism: Anisakis simplex (herring worm)
Lineage: Eukaryota; Metazoa; Nematoda; Chromadorea; Rhabditida; Anisakidae
Source: the annotation of a GenBank genome assembly